This is a messenger RNA of Ambispora leptoticha, 210 nucleotides long. The record is from the annotation of a GenBank genome assembly. Lineage: Eukaryota; Fungi; Glomeromycota; Glomeromycetes; Archaeosporales; Ambisporaceae.
AUGAAUACACAAAGAUUCACUAUUUGCACGCUGCUUGUCGUACUCUUAUUUGCGUUAAAUGUUGCAGUAUCGUCCCCCAUUGUGGUUGCAACUGGGCAACUUGAAGGCACGGUUGUCGCAACUUGUAAGAGUGCUACAGACGCAGCCGGUAAUGCGGUGAAUGCUUUAGGAGUAAACCCAAACUCAGGCUCAGGCUCAGGCUCAAAAUGA